This is a messenger RNA of Pelagomonas calceolata, 839 nucleotides long. The record is from the annotation of a GenBank genome assembly. Lineage: Eukaryota; Pelagophyceae; Pelagomonadales; Pelagomonadaceae.
UGCGUGGAAUUAAAAUUAUGACGUUGCGGGCCUACUCGGCGGCAGGCUCCGCCGCGUCGGCGUCCGAGGCGCCGGCGUCCUCCGAGGGGCCCGCGACGGCGGCCUUCCAGAGAAACGCGGCGGCGAUGGCGGCGACGACGGCUGCGGCGCCCUUGGCGCCGGCGGCGGCGAGGCUCGACAUGAUGAGUCCGGCGACGAUGACGCCCGCGAAUAUGGACGACAUCGCCUCGGAGAACGGCAUGCCGAGGACGAAGGCGACCAUCGCGCCGGUCCAGGCGCCCGUGCCCGGAAACGGCACGCCGACAAAGGCCGCGAGCGCGGUCCAGCGCGCGUUGCCCGAGACGGCUCCGGCCUUGGCCCGCGCCUUCGAGAGCGGCUUGUCAAGCAGCUUCUGCACGAAGUUCGAUCGCAGCGCGAGGAGCAACGGCGCGAUCGGGACCAUGUUGCCCGCGACGCACAAAAAGAAGACCUUGGGGAGCGGCAUGCCCAUCAUCGCGCCGACGGGGAUCGCACCGCGGAGCUCGACGACCGGCAUGGCCGCAAUCGUCGCGACGAUCCAGGCGUCCGCGAAGCCCGACGCGCGCAGCUUCGCGCUCACGACGUCCGCCAAAUGGCUGGCGGACGCCGGCUGCGGGGCCAGCAGCGCGAGCGACGCGACCGCGGCGACUUGUGCGACACGCUUUGCUCUGGGCGCUGCCGCGACCGCCGGGGCUUUGGCAAGCCGCGGCGGGGCGAGGCGGGGCGCCAGCCGCAGCGCGCUCGCAGCGGAGCACAGGACGAGGAGGCGCUGCAUGGCGUGCGAGCGUGCUCAGAGUUGCGCGAGCGUGCUCUGUAGCGAG